This is a messenger RNA of Cotesia congregata, 2325 nucleotides long. NCBI's taxonomy places the organism in Eukaryota, Metazoa, Arthropoda, Insecta, Hymenoptera, Braconidae. The record is from the annotation of a GenBank genome assembly.
AUGGCGGAUUUGUUAAAAGACUCCCGUUUUGGGAAUAUUGCAAAAGAUCCGAAAUUUAGAAGUAUGCCGAAGAGUAAACGAAAAAUAAAAAUAGAUGAAAGGUUUCGUCCAAUGUUAACAAAUAAAGAAUUCUGUGUAAAAUAUAAAUUCGAUAAACGAGGUAGACCAGUUAAUCAAUCUUCAGCAGAAAAUCUUAGGAAAUAUUAUGGCGGUUCUAGUGAUGAUGAUACAGAUGACAAUGAAGAUCAUAAAAGUCAAGAUGCUGAUGAUUCUGAACUUGAGAGCGAUAAUGAGCAAAUUGAGUCUGACAACUCUGAAAAGAGUGACAAAUUACAGGAAAAAAAUGAAUUAAAACAAUCUAAUAAAUUAAAAACUGAAACAACGAAAAAGGCUAGAAGAAAACUUAAAAAGAAAACUGAAACAAAAAAUGAAGCUGAUUCAAAUGAACAUGAUAGUGAUGAUGAUGAUGAUGAUAAUGAAGUUGAUGGGGAUGAGGAUGAUGACGAUGAUGAGAAUAAAGAUAAAGUUCAACAAAAUAAAAAUGAAACAAAAAACAGGGAUUCCAAUACAACGCAAAAACUUAAAGACCUUUCUGUUGAUUAUGCCAGAGGUCACGCUAACCUUUAUUCAGACAGUUCAUCAUCAGAAGAAGACGAAUCUGAAGCAUCCGACCUAGAAAAUAUUAUCCACAAGUGGGGAGAGUUGGAUAACGAUGCUGAAGAAAUUAAUGAGACAACGACGCGCUUAGCACUUUGUAAUAUGGAUUGGGAUCGAAUACGUGCUGUUGAUAUUAUGGCAUUAGUUAUUUCAUUUUUACCUCCAGGUGGAUUGGUGAAAUCAGUCACUAUUUAUCCAACAGAGUUUGGGCUUGAGCGCAUGAAAGAAGAAGAAUUAAAAGGACCAAUUGAAAUAACAGAAGACAAGAAGAUUGAAGAAGAAGAUGAUAAUAAUACUGAUGACGAAGAUUCGGCGAUUCAAAAGGAGAAAAUAAGAUUGUAUCAGUUAAAGAGGCUUCAGUAUUAUUUUGCACUUAUCGUUCUUGAUUCUAAAGAAACUGCUGAAGCUAUUUAUCGAGCUCUCGAUGGUUUCGAGUAUGAGUCAAGUUCUAAUAAAAUGGAUCUACGAGUUAUUACUGAUGAUAGAGUAUUCGAUCAAGAACCCAAAGAAGUAUGUGAUAAAUAUCCAGAUUCUACCAAUUAUAAGCCGAGACUUUUUACAACUAAAGCAAUGCAGCAGGUUAAAUGUGCAUCGACUUGGGAUGAAACGAGUUUUGAGCGCCAAGAAAUAGCCGAAAAAAUGAACAAAGGGCGAAUAGAUGAAAUCAAUCAUGAUGAUAUAUCUAAAUAUGUUGCAACAAGUUCAAGUGAAGAUGAACCAGAAAUUGACAAUGAUAAUAAUUUAGAUCAAAUUAAAGAGAUUGAAAAUAAUCAAAGUAAAAAGAAAAAUAAAAAUGACAUUGCUAUUUAUAAAUUAUUAUUACAGCAGAACGCAGAGAAUGAAAAAAAGAAAAAAAAAUCUGACAUUGAUUUUGAGUGCGAGUGGGGAAUGAGAGAAGAAAAUGAUUUGAAAGAAAAUACAGAAAAAUUAGUAAAGAAAAAAAUAGAUGAGAAAGAAAAAGAAAAAUUAACGCCUUUUGAUAAAUAUAAACUAAAAAUUCAAGAGAAGAAGAAAGCGAAGAAAUUAAAAAAGAAACAGCUGAAAAAUAAAACAGGAAACGGAUCUGACAGUGAAGAUUCUAUUCCGUCGGAUGUAGACAUGAAUGAUCCUUACUUCAAAGAAGAAAUGAUGAUGAACAUGAAACCUAAUAAAGCUAAAAAUAAAAAAUCUAAAAAGAAUGCUGUUGACUCUGAUGAUGAAGCAAAAAAACAAGAGAAUGCGGAACUAGAAUUGCUGCUAUUAGACAAAGAAGAUGACAAAUUGAAAAAUCAUUUUGAUAUGAAUAAAAUAGAACAGAAUGAAGCAUUGUCAAAGUCGAAAAAGAAGAGAUUGAUGAAAAAAAAUAAAGGGAAUAAUAGUGAAUUCGAAGAUAAGUUCGAAAUCAACGUUGAAGAUCCUAGAUUCACUGCAGUCUAUGAUUCUCCUGACUUUCAUAUUGAUCCUACUGAUCCGCAUUUCAGAAACACAAAAGGGACCGAACUUAUAAGAAAAGAAAAGUUUAAACGACAAGGACAGAAAAUUAGUAAUCAUAAUAAUGACAAUAAUAUUCCUGUCGAGGAACCACCUGUCAAGCGCCCAAAAAACACUAAAUCAUUGGAUGAUGAUGUCAACGCUCUUGUUAAACGUAUCAAGUCUAAUACAAAAAAUAUAUCUCAAAAAAUAAAAUAG